Anarrhichthys ocellatus (wolf-eel) is the source of this 2353-nucleotide messenger RNA. RefSeq names its product rhomboid, veinlet-like 2 (Drosophila) (gene rhbdl2). Gene Ontology annotation, molecular function: serine-type endopeptidase activity. The record is from RefSeq and is a predicted model, not a curated record. Lineage: Eukaryota; Metazoa; Chordata; Actinopteri; Perciformes; Anarhichadidae. Bases 444 to 1340 code for a protein of 298 amino acids. The transcript is spliced from 8 exons. Gene Ontology annotation, cellular component: membrane.
GAAGCAGGUAGACUGUUUGUUGUCGCGCGCGCAGUUUGCAGCCAACAGGAUUCGCGGUGUUUUCAGUGAAACUCACCUGUAAGUUGAGCUGAAGAGCGAAUCACAAGUGGGCCGUCUGGACGGAGGAAGGAAGCUUCUUGCAGGAAAAAGCAAUGAAAGGUCUAUAAUUAUCUCCAAGUGUCUUUUGCUUCUUCUACGGAUCCCUCUGCGACGGUCGGCCUGAAGGAGAAGCGACUCCGCGGCUUGUCUGAGAACAUGGAGAAAUGGUGUUGAACACGUUAUCGUUGCGUAUUUUGAACUCUAGCACUGUAUAUGAAUUUAUGCACGCUUCAGCUCACAAAUUGAGCUGUUUGAGUUAGAUUAGUGGAAUCGAUACUUCUGCGUUUGGGACUGCGUGGAGCCAUCUGCACUCUUCCUGUGGAAUAUUUAGCUCUGGAGCAGUGAUGGAGGACAUCGACCUCGAGCAGCAGGAGCCGCUCCCGGUGGACCGAGAUGGGCGACUGUUCACGAAUGCAGCCGACCAGCCCGACGGUGCCAAAAGGAUGGGCUGCUGCGAGAAGUUCCAGCGGACUGUCUCCAGAUGGAUGCUUCCAAAAGACCACCAGAACAAGUACCUGGAACGGGCCAACUGCUGCCCGCCCCCCGUCUUCAUCAUCCUUAUCAGUAUUGCAGAGCUGUCAGUGUUCAUCUACUACGCCGUGUGGAAGCCUCAGAAGCAGUGGGUGACCCUGGAUGAAGGCAUCUGGAAAAGCCCCCUGACAUACAAGCCUGAGAAGCGGCAGGAAGCAUGGCGCUUUGUCUCCUACAUGUUUGUUCACGCCGGUAUCGAGCACAUCGUGGGAAACCUGGUGAUGCAGCUGCUGCUGGGCAUCCCGCUGGAACUGGUCCACAAAGGAUUUGAAGUGGGGAUGGUUUACAUGGCAGGCGUCCUUGCAGGCUCGUUGGCCAGCUCCAUCUUUGAUCCCCUCAGUGCUUUGGUGGGAGCUUCUGGGGGUGUUUAUGCUCUCAUAGGAGGCUACUUUAUGAACGCAGUGGUGAAUUUCCGAGAGAUGAUUCCUCUUCUUGGAAUAUUUCGUAUCCUUGCCAUAGUGAUAUUUGUCGGCACAGAUUUUGGAUUUGCCUUCUACAGAAGAUUCGUCACAGACGAGGCUGAUAUGAAGGUGUCUUUUGUGGCCCAUUUUGGAGGAAUCGCGGCCGGGAUGACCAUCGGCUACGUCUUCUUCAGCGACUACAAUAAGAAGCUAAUCAAAGACCCCCGGUUCUGGCUGUGUAUAGUUGGAUAUGUCUUGUUCUUGGUCUUUGCUGUGUGCUUUAACGUCUUCCUGAGCCCAGCAGCAUAGGACCAUAAAGCUGCACUCACCUUUUGUUUUGAAAAGGUAACACUAAACAUCUUCAUGUCACUCUCUCAGGAAGCUGUAUUUUACUGAUGUGCUGAAGCGUUUCAGUGAAAAGUUGCUUUUCAGUGACUUUUGUAAAAAUGCACAGGGUAUUUUUUUACUAUCUGAUUGUCUUCUUUUUAGAGCUGAAUUAGUGAGUUUGAGGGGGAAGAGUGCCUCCUGCUGUUCAUGUGUAACAUUGCAGAAGGCAUGUUUUAUAUCUUCAGACAACGUGGAGCAAAACGUGCAUUAAAUGAGCGAUUCAUUUAGAAGGGAAUUAAAUGUUAUCUGUACAUUUUAAUAUGUUUUUCAUAUUUUAGAGUUUUUAGACCUCUUUGGCCUUUUUGGUUAUCAGGAAAUAAAUGAACACACUGGUCCCAUUUCAUGUCAUUUUUCUUUAAUAGAAAUAAAUGUUCAAACUGUUCAAUUGAAUUUAUUUUAUGCAUAUUUUCUGUUGAAUCAUCAAGGACUCUUAUGGGAGUGUCUUAAAUGUGGUGAAAUAUUCACCUUGUGAAACAAGAAAGAGAUGAAAGAGUUUAUAAGGAAGUCUCAGGCCAUGGCUUAAUGCCACGUUAUUGUUUCAGCCACAUCCUGUUGACAAGACGGGACUAAUUACGUCAUUUUGUAAAACUUGAUUCAUUUUCCCGUCAUGCUGAUUGUUUUUCAACCUUGGAAGUACUUAACUUUGGCGUUUGUUUUACUGUAUUCUACUGUACAAUACCACAAAUUUACUGUAGUUUAGUGUUGGUAUGCUUUCUGUUUAUUAAGUCUAUAAAUGAAAACUUUAAUAUUACUGGUCUGAGGAGGGCAUCGUGUGCAGUUUGUAAUUCAGAAAUAGAACUCAUGUUAGAAAAUGUACUUCAUUUAUUUAAAACCACAGGUGAACUAUGACCAGCGACCAAUCAGAAACCUCCUACACUUGGUUAUGCAUUUCCACAGGUCAAUGUCCUUUUAAAUAAAAAUGUUUUUUAAAUAUA